Messenger RNA from Trichomonas vaginalis G3, 1875 nucleotides. Its product is annotated as aspartyl/lysyl-tRNA synthetase family. Gene Ontology annotation, cellular component: cytoplasm. The coding region runs from base 1 to 1875 and encodes 624 amino acids. The record is from RefSeq and is a predicted model, not a curated record. NCBI's taxonomy places the organism in Eukaryota, Parabasalia, Trichomonadida, Trichomonadidae. Gene Ontology annotation, biological process: asparaginyl-tRNA aminoacylation. The transcript has a single exon. Gene Ontology annotation, molecular function: ATP binding; asparagine-tRNA ligase activity; nucleic acid binding.
AUGUGGGAUUUCACAGCAAUCACUGCCCUCAUCCGCGAACUCGUCAACGAUGAUGAAGAUUUUCCAAUUGCCUCAAUCAUCGCUAUCUGCAUCGAGAGCCUCAAGUCAAUUGAAAAGCCACUUCAUCCAACAACAAUCUUAUCACCAGCCCUUGAGUCUCUUUCCACAAACGUCAAGGAUAUGAUCGAAGAGACAGGUGAUCUCGUUGUUGCAGGCACACUCAACCAAGAUCAAGCUCUUGAACGCCUUCGUGAGUUAUAUGCUCUCCUUAACUACAUUAUCACCCCAAUUCAAGCCUUCACAGCUUACCCAGAGCGUGUUCCACGCAAUGAGAACAACAGCCGUGUUCUCGAACAAGCAUACGAACACCUUAACUUCGCCGAAGCCAUGGGCAAGUCCGCCAAGAAGGCCAUGGAGAAGAACCUUGCUCGUGUCAAGAAGAACGCCGAGAAGCGUGCAGCCCAGAAGGCCAAGGAAGCUGAAAAUGCCAACGCCGAAGCUGAGAAGCUCAAGGCUGCCCUCGAAAAGGCCGCCAGCAUCAAGCUCGAGGAAGACAAGUCCCUUCCAGCCGCCGUCACAAGAAAGAUCAAAUACGUUGUUGCCUCCGAAGAGCGCCAGCGCGUUUUCGGUUGGGUCCACAAGCUCAGCCGCCAUGGUGGCAUCAUGUUCCUUACCCUUCGUGAUGGCACAGGCUUCCUUCAAGUCAUUCUUGAAGGCAUCCUCACACAGACAACAUCCGCCCUCACAAUCAACCGUGAAGCCACAGUCAUGGUUGUCGGCAAGGUCCGUGAGGACAAGCGUGCUGUCGGUGGCAAGGAACUUGCUGCUGAUUAUUGGGAAAUGAUCGGCAACGCUCCAUCCGACUUCGAUACCCUUACAAGACCAGAUCUUACACCAGAUCUUCUUCUCGACAACCGCCAUCUUGUUCUCAGAUCCGAGUUUGCCUCCACAACCAUGAAAGUCCGUGAUCAUCUUACACGUAUCAUCCGUGAGAACUUCUACAAGCACGACUGCACAGAAGUUGUCUGCCCAUGCCUUGUCCAGACCCAAUGCGAAGGUGGCGCCACACUUUUCGGCCUUGAUUUCUACGGCCAGAAGGCAUAUCUUACACAGAGCUCUCAGCUCUACCUCGAGACAUGCUGUGCCUCCAUGGGUGAUGUCUUCUGCAUUGAGCCAUCCUUCCGUGCAGAGAAGUCCAAGACACCACGUCACCUUUGCGAGUUCACACACAUCGAAGCCGAGUAUCCAUUCAUUGACUUCGACGAACUCAUGUCCCGCAUUGAAGACAUGGUCAUUGCUGUUGUCAACGGCCUUCUCGAGUCAGAGUUCAAGGACUUCAUCCUCAAGCACAACCCAGAUCUCAAGCCACUCAAGAAACCAUUCAAGAGAAUCACACACAAGGAAGCUCUCGAGUUCUGCAGAACACACGACAUUCCAAAGGACCCAGAACACCUCGAAGACAAGUGGAAGGAUGAUGAUGAUAUCCCAGAACUCGCUGAACGUACACUCGUCGACACAAUCGGUGAACUAUGCUUCAUGACAAAGUUCCCAGCUGCAAUCAAGGCUUUCUACAUGAAGAGAUGCCCAGAAGACAACAGCCUCACAGAGUCUUGCGACCUCCUCGUCCCAGGUGUAGGUGAAAUCGUCGGUGGUUCAAUGCGUCUCGAGUGCUACGAUGAACUCAUGAACGCUUACCUCGUUAACGGUCUCGACCCAGCUCCUUACUACUGGUACGUCGACCAGCGCCGCUACGGUCACUUCCCACACGGUGGUUUCGGCCUCGGAACAGAAAGACUCGUCCGCUGGAUUCUCAAGAUCGGCCACAUCCGUGAGACUUGCCUUUACCCACGUAUCAUGAACCGUGCUACACCAUAA